AUUUCUUUUGGUUUUUCAUACAGUUCACACCAACCUUAUCCUUAAUUGUAGUUUUCUUUCUGGGUUCUCUGUUCUUUUACUUGAAAAUACAAGAGAAAGGACAUAAAAUGGUUGCAGUGAUGUUGAUGGUUUUGAAGGGCGGCAGGAAGAUGAAGUGCUGCAGAGCCCAGAUAGUGGCUAUUGUGUCACUGAUGCUUCUAUUCCCAGUCAUUAAUGCUUGGGGAAAUGAUGGGCAUUACAUAGUCUGCAAGAUUGCGCAGUCACGCUUGAACAAGGCAGCAGCAGAGAUAGUUGAAGAGCUGCUUCCAAAAUCUGCAGAGAAUGAAUUGGAGAGUGUGUGUUCAUGGGCAGAUGAGAUCAAGUUUCAUUAUCCCUGGUCAAGACCCCUUCACUACGUGAAUACCCCUGAUGUUUGCAAUUACCAGUUCGAGAGGGAUUGCAAGGAUGAAAGUGGAGAGCAGGGGAGGUGCGUUGCAGGGGCAGUCCAAAAUUACACCAAGCAGCUGUUAACCAUUCGCAGCAAUGAUAAGAGUUCGAAUAAUCUCACAGAAGCACUCUUAUUUUACUCUCAUUUUAUGGGAGACAUUCAUCAGCCUCUACAUGCGGGUUUUGCUUCAGACAAGGGAGGCAACACCAUUGGUGUUCACUGGUAUACGAGGAAGCAAAAUCUUCACCAUGUAUGGGACGACAACAUAAUAGAGACGGCUCAAGAAAGGUUCUACAACUCUAAUGUGGAUGACAUGAUUGGUGCAAUUCAAAAAAACAUUACGACUGCAUGGGCAGAUCAAGUUCAGACAUGGGAGAACUGCAGUUAUACUGAUACAACGUGUGCAAACGUAUAUGCAUCCGAAGGCAUCAAAGCAGCCUGUGACUGGGCAUACAAAGGUGUGACUGAAGGAUCAGUUUUAGAAGAUGAAUAUUUCCUCUCCCGGUUACCAAUAGUCAAUUUGCGGUUGGCCCAAGCUGGAGUUCGGUUGGCAGCAAUUCUCAACCAUUACUUCGUCAAGUGAUUACACGUUUCUUCAAUGCUUUAUGAGAUUUAAGUACUAGCACACAGCUGAAGCUUUAGACCAUUCUGGUGGUCAAUCAGUAUCAAUAAGAAACGAGGUUGCAGCCAUUGCUUCUUUAGAUAUGAAACACAUCAUGCUUCUCGUAAUCUUCCUCUUUUCUUCAUGAAAUUACGUUGCACACAUUUCUACACAAACUUGACCAAUUAUUUAAAGUAAAAGGACACUUUCUGAUAUUUUCUGGCUACUGCUGCUUCGGAGGAACUUUGAGUAGAUUAUAAAAAUGGAAACCACACUAAUAUAGAUGAUUCUAUCUAGUGUGCCACAAAAUUAUCAGAAUUUGUCAAAUAAGUCACCUUCCCUUCUCAUCAUUAACUGCAUUUACAUUCUGAAAUGUAUCAAACAACAUUUCAAAAAAUAAAAAAAACCAUAAAUCAACUCAGUGAUUGGAAA
Molecule: messenger RNA, 1460 nt
Organism: Corylus avellana
Lineage: Eukaryota; Viridiplantae; Streptophyta; Magnoliopsida; Fagales; Betulaceae
Gene: ENDO2
Product: endonuclease 2
Biological process (GO): DNA catabolic process
Molecular function (GO): endonuclease activity; nucleic acid binding
Source: RefSeq, a predicted model, not a curated record